Bradysia coprophila is the source of this 3028-nucleotide messenger RNA. RefSeq names its product solute carrier family 35 member D2-like protein. NCBI's taxonomy places the organism in Eukaryota, Metazoa, Arthropoda, Insecta, Diptera, Sciaridae. Gene Ontology annotation, biological process: ubiquinone biosynthetic process. The record is from RefSeq and is a predicted model, not a curated record. Gene Ontology annotation, cellular component: mitochondrion; mitochondrial inner membrane.
GUCGAUGGAGUAAAAUUGAUAAAAUUGUGCAGAAUAGUCGGAAUGUUUCCGGGAAUGUCAAACUAACUAAUAACAAAGAUGGCCACUUUUGAGGGAGCAUGAUCAUUUUAAUUCCUUCAAGUGCUCAAGAAGUAGUUCGUGUUAAAAAGAUUACAACGACUAUACGUGGCCCAGUUUGGUCGUUAGGCAAAAUAUGAAGUUAAUGUUGAGACGGCGGUGCUAGUAAAUUUUGUGAUAAAAGUGUUAACCUGUGAGUGAAAAAAAAACACAUCAUACGGAAACAUGGGUUCAACAACGGCCUUGAUAGAAAAUAAUGACAUUGCAGCGAAUAAUCAAAUAAUUUAUUUCAAAAAAGUUGGAAGUGCUGUGUUUUAUGGUGUCGCAUCGUUUAUGAUUACGGUUGUCAAUAAAACCGUUCUCACCAGUUAUCACUUUCCAUCAUUUUUGAUGCUCAGCAUUGGUCAAAUGACAGCCUGCAUCGUAUUGCUGUACUUUGCGAAACGUUUCGGAAUUGUGUCGUUUCCAGAUCUCGGACGGGACACGGCCCGCAAAAUAUUCCCGUUACCAUUGAUCUACUUGGGUAACAUGAUGUUCGGAUUGGGUGGAACACAGGCGCUCAGUUUACCAAUGUUUGCCGCAUUACGACGAUUCUCCAUUCUGAUGACAAUGAUUUUGGAAUUGAAAGUAUUGGGCGUACGACCGUCGACACCUGUACAGAUUAGCGUUUAUUCAAUGAUUGGCGGAGCACUAUUGGCAGCCAGUGACGAUUUAACUUUCAACAUGGAAGGCUACACUUAUGUGAUGAUAACGAAUGCCCUGACAGCUGCCAAUGGAGUGUUUGUGAAGAAAAAAUUGGACAGCAUUGACAUGGGAAAGUAUGGUCUCAUGUACUACAAUUCUCUAUUCAUGAUACUACCAUCCGUGUUGGGAGCCUACGUUCUUGGUGAUAUUGAUAAGGUGUACGCUUUUGACUCGUGGCACGACCCACUGUUUCUAAUUCAAUUUCUGAUGAGUUGUGUCAUGGGCUUCAUUCUGUCGUACAGCACAAUUUUAUGCACGCAGUACAAUUCUGCAUUGACUACAACGAUCGUGGGCUGUUUGAAGAACAUUUGCGUGACAUAUCUGGGAAUGUUCAUUGGCGGUGAUUACGUAUUUUCCUGGUUGAACAGCAUCGGAAUCAAUAUCAGUGUAUUCGGUAGUUUGCUGUACACAUAUGUGACUUUUCGGCGGAAAGACUCGUCGCGAAAAAGUAAUGCACCGGAAAAGGUGGACGUUGUAUACAAUCAUACCAUCAUGCCACUUAAUCUAAUAUGUCUACAGCAUUCCCAGCAAUUUAAUAUCAUCACUCCGAAAAUAUUAACCUUAUCUGCUGCUGUGGUUUUAUCGAAAGUUCAGAGAACAUGCCGACCACUAAUUCAUCUCAACCGUUUUUCAACCACCACAACCGCAGACGACGCUCAAGAACCACUCAUUGAACCAGAUAAAUUUACAAAAGAAUUUUUAUCAAAUCGAAUUCCGGCUUCGCAAUUUCAAAAAAUACUUUUAAGUGCCGGAGCAUCAUUGGCAUCGUUGAUCGAUCCACACAGGCAUGACAUGAUAGCAUGUUUGGGCGAAACAACCGGAACUGAUGCCUUGUAUCGUAUUUUAGAUCAAAUGAAAAGUUGCGAUGAAGGUCAACGAAUAUUGGCAGAAAAACCUCGGAUCAAUUCUAAUGACAUCGAUUUGGAAUCUCUAGGUAAAUUGCCGGAAGAUACCUUCGGAUUUCAUUACAAACAAUUUUUGGAUGACAAUCACGUAACACCUGACUCACGAAUGCCCGUACGUUUUAUGGACGAUCCGGAAUUAGCCUACGUAAUGACAAGAUAUCGAGAGUGUCACGAUUUGGUGCACACCAUUUUGGGCAUGCCGACAAACAUGUUGGGAGAAGUGAGUGUUAAAUGGGUGGAGGCUUUAAAUACAGGACUACCGAUGUGUUAUGGAGGAGCAGUUUUUGGAGCAAUGCGACUGCGACCAAAACAACGACAGUCCUACACUAAAUAUUAUUUGCCAUGGGCUCUAGAAUGCGGGAGGAAAGCCAAACCGUUACUGACCGUGUAUUGGGAACAACGAUGGACGCAACGAAUCGAUGAGUUGAGAAGCGAGUUGAAUAUUAGUCUGUUAAAUGUUCCUACUGCGACUGUACAGAAAUAAAGAAUUGGCGGAAGUACAGGUCCUGGUCUAGAGAAACUUUGUUUAAUUUUGAUCGAUUGCAGUUUUCUCACAGCUGGACGGCUAUUUCGCUGACCGCAAUAAUUAUAGGUGUUCUGGCUCAUAUAUAUUUGUUCUUUAGUGCAUCGUUCCUUCUGUCGUUCGGCUUCAGUUACAGUCAAUAUUCGUAUUACUUGUACAUUUACGGAUUAAUUUUGAUGCCCGUUGCCUGCAUCGGAAUAGCUGUAACAUUUCGACAUAGCUACAGACUCACCAAAUUUUAUACACAUCUGUUAUCAACUUUGACUGUUAUCGAAAUUAUUGGCAUUAUCAUAUCGGCCGCUUUUUAUCCGUUCCUGGAACGUCAUAUUCGAAAUAUUCUGCAGGAUACCAUAAACGACUGCGAUGUUACAAGCAUUGCCCAUUACGCCAUUGUUCAUGUUCAGAUGAUUUUUAAAUGCUGUGGCUUAAAUCAUCCCGAUUCCAUGACAAACGACACGAGGAUACAAACGAGCUGCUAUUCUCACGACAAAUACACCGUUUACGAUUCUUACUGCUAUCCAGAAAGAUUUUACGAGGUCAACUGCUUCACUCGAGUUUACAAUGAUUGUCUAGAGACAUUGUUCAUAAUUCUAGUGUAUGCAGCAAUUACGAUCAUUACGCAGGGAAUUACGAUUUACUUUGCUGCACUACAUGGACUACAUAUUCAACGAGAAAGGAAUAAUGCUAUUGAGUUAGCCACAACAGCAGACGAUGUAGUUAUGAGUCGGUUUAACAGGAAAUAUGAUUUUUCUUAAGAAUGAGAGUACAGAUUACGGAAUGACGAAAGUUUUUCAUAAAA